CAGAGGAGAGGAGGGCGCCAAAUAGGAAGAAGAGCAGAUGUGUGUGUGAGUGUGUGUGUGAGUGAGUGUCGGGUCUGACUCUAGUCACAACAACCCGACAGGACUCGUCUUUACCGUCACGUAUGAGAGACUCGUGGAGAUGGAGCACCGCGCUGCCUGGACGAAGACAAAGACUGACAACAUGGACACAGACAGUGUGAGCAUAUGGCCACGUAUGGAACCUUUCUUACUGGGAGCCCUGCAGGUGGCUCCCUCCUCCAAGCUCAGCCUGCACUAUCUUCGCAAGAUGGCGAUCUACGUGCGGACGCGGGAUGGCUGCUUCCCCAUUUUGGGCUGGCCCAUGUGGAGGCAUAUUGCCUGUGGAAAGCUGCAGCUUCCAGAAGACCUUGCGUGGCUCUACUUUGAGACAUUUGACCUUCUUAUAGGUCACACUCCAGAGGAGAGGCUGGAGUGGGCAGAGUGUCUGUCACAGUGCUCUUCCAAAAGCGAGCUGGACCAACAAAGGAACAAGUUGUCUGUGGACACACUGCAGUUCCUCCUCUUCCUCUACAUCCAGCAGCUGAACCGUGUGUCUCUGCGCACCUCUCUGAUUGGUGAAGAGUGGCCCAGUCAUCGCACUCGCUCCCCGUCUCCAUCAGACCGAGAGACAAAGACCAGCUCCCAGAACAAGAACUGGGAUGAUCAGGCCCACCUGUCAUUUGUGCAAAGCCAUCUAGCUGAGGUCCUGGAGCUGCUGGUGGAGCCAGGCCAGCUGUCACAGUCGGGACAGGCUCUCAGAGACUGUCAGAUAUCCCUGGAGGCUGUGAGGAGCUUGGGUCUGCUCUUGGAGGGCUCGGCCUGCCAUGGCAGAGCUGUUCAGCCUGUCCACCGGCUGCUCACCAAAGGUCCGCUCCAGACACAAGCCGGCUACUCCACACUCAGCCGCUCUUUCCCCCUGCACAAGCUGCUCUCAUGUCUCCAGCAAAGCCUCACGCUCAACCCGUUUGGGAUGACGGCCUGCCUGCGCUCAGGCAAGAAACUCGCCUGGGCUCAACAAGUGGAGGGGGCGAUGAAGAGAGCCAAGAUAGCCCGAAACACCCACAUGGCUCCACCUGGCAGCAAGAUGGUGCUGAUGUCACAAGUCUUCAAACAGACCCUGGCCAAAACCUCAGACAGGCUGACCGGUGCCAACAUCAAAAUUCACAGAUGCUCAGAUGCCUUCAUUUACCUUCUCUCACCUCUCAGAUCAGUCAGCGUGGACAAAUGCCGUGACUGCACGGUGGUUCUGGGUCCUGUCGAGACCAGCGUCCACAUCCACAGCUGCCAGAACCUGCGGGUGGUGUGUGUGGCCGGAAGGGUCGCAAUCGGAGCCUCCUCACGUUGCACUAUUCACGCCUUGACGCCCACCCGCCCCUUGCUCCUACCUGGAAACACAGACAUUACACUGGGGCCUUUUCACACUUUCUACCCCUCCCUGGAGGAUCACAUGGCCAGCGUGGGGCUGGCUGUAGUCCCCAACGUCUGGGAUCGACCUUUGCUCCUGGGGACCGAGGGCCUCGUCAACCCCUCGCUCAACGUGUCAUCCAACCCGGACCCGGCCUGCUACCGCCUGCUGCCCCCGGCUGAGUUCCACACGCUGGUUGUGCCUUUCCAGAUGGAGGGCGACACAUGUGAGGUGCCGGGGGGUUUGCCGCCUCCGUAUCAGGCAGCACUGGAUGAAAAGCAGAAGAGGAUACAGAACUGGCAGAAGACUGUGAUGGAGGCCCGGCUAAACAAGGAGCAGAAGCGGCAGUUCCAGGAGUUGGUGGAGGUCAAGUUCCACGAGUGGCUUCUGGAGGCGGGGCACAGGCAGGAACUGGACAGCCUCAUCCCGCCCACCAUGGCCUCUUUGAAGGACUCCAACGGGCCUGCAGGAGACACAGCCCGAGUUAAUGACAACAAACAUAUAAGGACUGGACAGGCAGCGGGACAGUCACCGAUGGCUUGUUGAGUCGUUGGGUUUGUCUUAUUUGGGUCUGAGCCAGCAGAAUAACUGUACCUGUACAUGAAGGUAACAUGACAGUAUACACAGACAGGUUACAUGCUUAACAGACGAGUAUGUUAACUGCAAGUAUUGCACAGUGUGCUUGUAGUCACUGACACUUUACUGUGGUGAGUCUGGAGCUGCUGAUUCAGCUUAUAUUGCAACUCAGGUCCCACUCGUUCUUGAGUGGGAGGCCAGUAUGAGCUGCUCUACAAGUUCUUCUGAAAGCAAGGCAGCUAAGUCUUUAACGUAAGUAGGGAGUGGAUCGGCAUGUUGUAAAUCAACAUCACAGGCACCUCUCAGUAGACACACAGGGUGUUGCAUCUGUGAUGUCACCACAGGCUUUCAGAAGGGACAUUUUGAAAAAGCUUUGUCUUUUUUUGGAGACAGAAAAUCUUGUUGGAAGAAAGUGGGUGCAGCUGAGAAAAUGCUGUUCUCUUAAAGCAUCAGUAGCUCUUAAAUGUACAUUAAGCCACAGUUUGAGAGCGGAAAUUCACCUCUUGUGAAAACUCAUCAUAAUAUGGUUGGAUGUUUUGGAGUCUGCAUUUAAACACCAUUAGAGGAGCUUAAACGUUAAGGAGUACUUCACCUGCAAAAGGAGGAUUUGUACAUCAGUUAUUCACCGUGUUACGUGUAAUUUGGUAAGAACACUUUGUUUUUCUCGCAUCCCUCCACAGUGAACGAAGAUCAAUUCUUGAUAAAUUGAAGUAAACGGGGACAGCGUUUAACAACAGUAAAACAAUAUCAAAAACAUCAGUUUACAGACUCUCACACAACUCAUGCAGAAUAAUCAAGUCUAAUUUUUCCUGUCAUAUACUCAGGACUUCCCAAACACACACAUUUUUACAAAAACAUUACAGUUUAAAACACUUGUAGCGUGCUCUGAGCAGCCUGAGCAGCACCUAAGGGCCACUUGAGCUCAAAUGCACGAGCGCGCUCAGGCACACUUCUCGUCCAUGCAUGAUUUUUUUAAAUGAAAAUGCAUGUGUUAGGGAAGUACUGAGCAUACGGCUGGAUAAAUGAGACUUGGGUUAUACUACACGAGUUGUGUGAGAGUUUGUAAACUGAUGUUUUGAUGUAGUUUUGCUGUUGAAACAUCUCUGUUUACUUCAGUUCAUGAGGAAUGUUUGCCUUUUUGGAUUUUUUGUUCACUGGAGGCGUACGAGAAAAAACAAGUUUUCUUCACAAAUGUAAUGCAACACAAAAAUGACUAAUUGAUUUACAAAUGAUAAUUUGGGGAGUGAAAUCUUCCUACAUGAUAUUUUCUUUAAAAAAAUAAAAAUAAUAAAAAAAGAAGGUUAACAUGCAUUUAACGAUGGAGGAUAUAGAAACUAAAUAAAUAUAGCACUUUGGGUGUUAAGGACGUGUUAGUGCACCUACAGUUAUUAGCUCAGGUCGUAGAACUUUUAUUAGCAAUCAAGUGUUUUCCAUUUUGGAGGAAGGAAUAUUAAUUUAUUGUAGGUUUGUGAACGCACCGUCCAAACUGUAAGUAUAGAGUAAGUUAGCAAAACUACUCCGCUCUCCAUGUGCUGAAUGUUAGGAGCCGGGCCCAGUUAUUGUUCUCAUGUUGGGGGUUGUCACCAGCUGUCAGAAACAGAUGUUUGUUCUGACAUGUGUGACUGCUGUGCGGACUGGUCCUUUAGUAUAAAUCAGUACGACUGAAACAGCUGCCAAAUGAGGCUAAAACACUUUGGGUUGCCAGAUACUGUCUAAAUGUUUAUUUUUAUAUUAAUGCACCUGAAUUAAUUUGUAUAUUUUAGCAUUAUAGUGAGAUUAUUUUGUCAUUGAUCUACCCUGCCUACAGAACCAUUUCUAGCAUUAAAACCUUGAAGUGUACUUCAGUCCAGUAGCUUCCUGUUUCCACACUUUCACUCAUUACAACAUGCUAACGGUCGAGCUUUCACAGAUUGGGACAUACAUCACAUACAACAGAAUCACUGCAUGUGUCUUCAGGGCAGCUUUUGAAUUAGUUGUAGGAAGUGAAGGGAACUUAGACUUGAUUAAAAAGGUACUGUUAAAUGCUGUUACACGUCAGAGAAUAUUGCUGUAUGUUAUGAAAAUGCUGGUUAUGUAUCUUUUUAUUUUCAUGGUGAUUACACAGUUAAAUGCCUCACUGCUGAAAA
Messenger RNA from Epinephelus moara (kelp grouper), 4125 nucleotides. It is a transcript of the gene tbccd1, whose product is annotated as TBCC domain containing 1. Bases 140 to 1969 code for a protein of 609 amino acids. The record is from RefSeq and is a predicted model, not a curated record. The transcript is spliced from 9 exons. Lineage: Eukaryota; Metazoa; Chordata; Actinopteri; Perciformes; Serranidae. Gene Ontology annotation, cellular component: spindle pole centrosome. Gene Ontology annotation, biological process: maintenance of Golgi location; maintenance of centrosome location.